Geodia barretti is the source of this 864-nucleotide messenger RNA. The record is from the annotation of a GenBank genome assembly. NCBI's taxonomy places the organism in Eukaryota, Metazoa, Porifera, Demospongiae, Tetractinellida, Geodiidae.
UUGCUGGCGUCGACCGCUUACGCCGCCAUCGACGAGGAAUCCCAAUUCGUCCUGAAUACGUUCUCGUUCCUCAUCUGGGGGGCGCUGGUGAUGUGGAUGUGCGCCGGCUUCGCCAUGCUGGAGUCCGGCUCCGUGCGCACCAAGAACGCCUCCGCCAUCUGCCUGAAGAACAUCGGGUUGUAUUCGGUCGCGGGGCUGACGUAUUACCUGAUCGGCUACAACCUCAUGUACACCGACGUCGGCUCGUGGAUCGGCUCCGUCACCUUCCUCUACGGCCCGUCGGCGGACGAGUUGGCGUUGCUGUCGGGGGACGAAACGGCAAAGGCAUCCGUCAUCAAGCAAAACUACGCCACCAUGUCGGACUGGUUUUUUCAGAUGGUCUUCGUGGCUACGGCCGCCUCGGUGGUUUCCGGCGCCCUGGCCGAACGUGUCAAACUUUGGUCCUUCCUGACUUUUACGACCCUUUUAACGGCCAUUGUAUACCCCAUUGUCGGCGCCUGGACGUGGGGCGGCGGAUGGCUCAACCAAAUGGGGUUUCAGGACUUCGCCGGCUCCACCAUCGUGCAUUCGACGGGCGGCUGGGCGGCGCUGGCCGGCAUCAUGGUCGUGGGACCGCGGGCGGGCAAAUUCCGCAGCAACGGCAGCGUCAAGGUCACGCCGCCCUCGAACGUGCCGCUCGUCACCCUCGGCGUGCUCAUCCUGUGGUUCGGAUGGCUCGGCUUCAACGGCGGCUCUCAGCUCGCGCUGGGCAGCGUGAGCGACGCCGUGGCAAUGAGCAACGUGCUGGUGAACACCAACUUGGCAGCAGCGUCGGGGGUUGUGACCGCGCUCCUCAUAUCGCGUCCCCCUGUUCGGGCGCGUUGA